UUCGCAGAUAUAUACCGGAUAUAUUCAACGGUCGCAUCAUUUUCAAGCGACAAAAGCACGGUGUCUUACUCGCAACCGGUUCACUUGUCGAUAGCCGUUCGUCGGCGUUGUUCCCCCGCUCGAACUAUCGUAUUGUAUGUAUUUCUCUUGAGGCAGAGAAGGAGAGUGUUUUUCUCGCCGAGACGCGAGAGCUAGAUCACAGUAUUACAGUAUUAAGAGACGAACUGGCUCGAUCGCGCGUUCGCCAAUUUCCGGAAAUCGGUUACGUAUAGUGCAAGCCAAUGGAGAAGUUACGCGCGUUCGUCUUCCGUGAGAAGUGCGCGAAGAAACGAAGCGACAGCAAUCGUGACACCGGUUUGUUGAUCGAUAAUGUGGCCUACGCGAAAACGAAGAGGAGUCGCAUGUCAGGAGGCAACUCACAAUUCUCUCGCAUCCAGACUAAGAGUUGGCGCGGAAAAUCUCAAGGACUGCAGUGUAAAAUUUAUUCCAGAAUCUUGAUUUCACCGUUGACUACGAAGACUUCACACAAGAAUCUCGCAGAUAUGUCUCGAAUUCCCCUUAUGGAACCUGAGAGUGGCUUGCAAGUCACAGAGGGUCAAAAUAUCGUAAUGCUUGAGGCUGGAUUACCCGGCGAUUCGUGGACAUAUUCCGUCGAGAGGGAACGAUUGGCCAGAAGAUCAGAAUGGUGUCGGGCAAUGCUUACUGGUUCGCUCGCUCCUCCAUCGACACAUUCGCCGCCGUUGUUACGAUUGCAACAUGUUGACAAGCGAGCAUUUGAUUAUUUUCUCAAAUAUCUUCACGACGAGCCCGUCAAUUUUAUAUCAGUAAUAACGGCCAGGGUCACGCUCAAUGCAGCUCAUGAGUACCUUUGUCCUGGACUCGCGCGACUCGCCAUAGUGUAUCUUGAGAAGCAUCUCACACCAUCGACCGUGCUCGAAAUUUAUCAGGGUCUUGGACUUUACGCGAAUGAGCUACGGGAAGGUGAUUCCGAUUUUGACAGAUCGUCAAAUUUGCUAUCGACACCAUUACCGCCCGGAGACGAGGGCAGUAUAAUAGCUGCUAUGUGCACUGAUCUUCUGCUCAAGUGCUUGACUGUAAUCGAUUCGAAUCCGAUAAAGGUGCUGCAACAGGAAUACUUUGAAGAGCUCACUGCCCAGGAAGUCUCCCAGUUAGCACAUCGUGACACUCUGAAUAUCACUAGCGAGUCUAUCCUCUUCAAUGCCUUAGAUAGAUGGGCCGCAGCCGAGUGUAGAAGACGAGGCACCGAACCUUUGCCAGUCAACAAGAGAGCUGUGCUCUCGGAUGACGUCUGCUUCAGCGUACGGUAUCUUCUUAUGAAUGAUCGAGAAUUCGUCAGCGGUCCUAUGGCGAGUGGUAUCUUGACUAACGAGGAAUGCGUUCAUAUCGUUUCUAAAAUACUCAGACAUCCCGAGGAUCCGAAAAAUGAGAACGUUCGGAGCAGCGCAGCGGUCCAUCCAACUAGGUUGUCCAAUGCGCCUAGGAUCGCAUAUAAACAUGAGAAUCAGGACUGCAACAUGUUAAGGCCGGGUAAAAAGGAACGACAAGACAAUCGAAAAAAUAGAAGAAGAGAGUGUGCUAGUCAAGGACAUAGAGCAUGCGCUAGAAUAGGAAAUUGUCUCGUACGAAUUCUAGCUUGCGUAUUUGAUUAAACACUGCACCAUAGAAUCAUAAUCGCAGAACUUCCAAAUUUUCUCGAAAAAGAUAUUCAGUUGUCUUUCUGCGUCAUUUUGUUUUUCGGUUAUAAAUUCCGAGAAAUUCUGAGAAUUCAAGAUAUGAAAUAAUGCGUAUUAAAAAGCCUGAAGAAUAUCUAAUGAAUAACGUCUAAGAAAUAACGAUACACACGCGUUUAUCUACAUGGUGAUCAAGUCAAAUCUCCAAAAGAUAUUCAGUAUAACUGCAUAAUUAAAUAGAACUUAUAAAUUGUAGAUACUUAUUGCUCCUUAAUAUUUUUAUGAAUGCGAAAAGACACAAAUAAUUUCUAUCAUUGUCGGAAUAUUAAACGUAUCAUGCGGUCACGUCAGCUAAUUGAAAUCUAUAUACAUAGGUAAUAUUUUUGAAGAUAAUAGAGAGACUGAAAAACUGAAACGAACGUUUUUUUAACAUUUUUAGAGGAUAUUUACAUCUCCGACGAAUUUUUAUCGGUGAGACAUUAUUUCAAAGUAACGAAGAAAUCGCGCAUGAAAAUUGAGAAUAUGUUUUAUGCCACUUACUUCCAUUAUUAUUAUAAACAUUUUGUUGUUUUGUUAUAUAUAUUUGGGGAGAUAUUUUAUCUUCUUGUUUGCAAUUUUGCGCAAGAUCUGUUGCUAUUACAACAGUAGGCUUUCGCUACAGUCGUUAAACGAAGUAAAGACUUUCGCUAUUACGAGAUUAUGCAUUUUUCAAUGUAUUUUACAUAUUUUACAAAGAAACGAAACUUCAAAAUUUUUAUUUGAUCGUCGGAGAAAAAAACUUUACUUAUACGCAUAUGAAUUAUUAAUGGUCCAACUAUAACGUACCUUCUUCAUAAGCGCCUUUCCUAAACAUUUUUUAUAAUUAAAAUGUUCGAGAGUAUUGUCUAUGUUAUUCUAAAUACGAGACCUAUUGAGUGUUAUUAUGACGUCUUCGUUGUGUUCAUAUUUGCUGUUCAGAGUAUAUUACAAUCUUUAAAUUAAUUAUUUGUAUUUUGCGUAGUACGUAGAGCUGCGGCUGAAAAUCCGAGGAUUGAUGCGUUCAAGGAUAUAUAAUAUUAUUUUAUAAGUCGGAUUUAGAGUUAUUUAUCUAUCUGAUACCUCUCUAAUUGAUUUUUGAAAAUUUUAUCUUUUUUAUUUAUCUAGAGUCUCUUUUUUAGAGUAUCUUAAUAUCUGUUCGUUUUGCAAUGAAUAUAAAAGUCAUCAUAAGUUGGAUACUUUAGAGAAAAAGUUUUUGAAAUUAACUUAUAUGUGCGGUAAAAAUAUGACGUUAUUGAAAAAACAAAAAUCAUUUUAUAUUGAUGAUCAAUUGGUAAAUUUUUAUUUUAACUUCGUAUAAGACAUCGUUCAUAAUAACGUUGCUAUAUACAAUUAUUUUGUUAAUCGGAUUAUUGACGUAUAUAUAACAAACUUAUAACAGUGUGCUUCGAUAGAGUUACAGACUGAUCAUGCGGCCAUACUUAUAUUUAAAAUCUCUGUGAUUGAUGAGAGAACAGAAUCGAUUGAAAUGAAAGAAUUCAAGCGGUUUUUGACAAGUCUCUCCCCUCCCCAUUAUUUACUUACGAUAUUAUUUUCUACUUUUAUUGUAAGUCUAAUUCAAGUGCGAUUAUAUAAGUAGAUAAUGUAAGUUCAACUUUGUAGCAAACAAUAGUAUUACGAUAAAUCAUGAA
Molecule: messenger RNA, 3358 nt
Organism: Acromyrmex echinatior (Panamanian leafcutter ant)
Lineage: Eukaryota; Metazoa; Arthropoda; Insecta; Hymenoptera; Formicidae
Gene: axed
Product: BTB/POZ domain-containing protein axundead
Biological process (GO): neurogenesis
Cellular component (GO): cytosol
Source: RefSeq, a predicted model, not a curated record